AUGGCCGAAUCACUCACUACGCCCGACAUGUCCGCAAAGGGGAAGUUUGGGAUUACUCCCGGUCAAAGCAUACUCGCCAUGUCGAUUUUGGGAUUCCUGCCGUUGUUCGCGAUGUUCGCUGGUCCGAAGCUAUUACAUUGGGUCGGAGGUGUUAUGGGGAGUUAUUUGAAGAAGAAAACUGCAGGCAGGAAAGCACAGAUAUUGGAAUUGGUGGAGAAAGAUCAGAAGGAAUGGGAGGAAACGGCGGCAAAGGACGAAGGACGGAGGGAUAGCGAUGAGUGGGAGACGGUGGAUGCCUAUGCCGUUGGAACGGCGAAGAAUGGCCAGAAAUUGGAAGAUGCAGAAUGGGACGGGAUUGUGGGCUUCUUCCAUCCCUUCUGCAAUGCUGGUGGUGGGGGUGAACGAGUUCUUUGGGCUGCAAUCAGAGCCACGCAGAAACGCUGGCCGAAAGCAAAAUGUGUUGUCUAUACCGGCGACCACGAUGUAGACAAGAAUGCCAUCAUUGAUCGAGUAAAGAACCGCUUCAACAUCGCCCUCCACCCUCCCACCGUAACCUUCCUCUACCUCUCUACCCGCUCCUGGGUUCUGGCCUCAUCCUGGCCACAUUUUACCCUCCUUGGACAAUCCAUCGGUUCUGUAGUCCUAGCCUGGGAUGCCUUUUCCCUACUCCCUCCCGAUAUCUUCGUCGACACAAUGGGCUACGCUUUCGCGCUUGCCUUUUGCAAAAUCCUAUUCCCCAAAGUGCCGACAGGCGCAUAUGUCCACUACCCUACCAUCUCCACCGACAUGCUGAGCUCCCUCGACCCAACAUCUGCGACAGGCACGCAAGGUGUAAAUGCUGGCAAAGGCCAAGGAACGGCAGGGCAAUUGAAGAAGCUAUACUGGGAGCUGUUCGCAAAGCUGUAUUCCGUGGUCGGGACAUCGAUCGACGAGGUGAUGACAAAUUCCAGCUGGACACUAGGACAUAUUAACUCCCUCUGGGGCGAUUGGCGCAAAGAUUAUCACAAGUCCAAUCCGGCCGUCCUCUACCCACCGGUCGCCGUUGAGGAACUAGAGAAGGAAGUCGAGGUAUCCAGUACCAGCGAAGCAAAGCGCGAGAACUUCUUGCUUUACAUUGCACAGUUCCGCCCCGAGAAGAACCAUAACCUGAUAGUAGAGGCCUUUGCGAAAUUUAUCGCCACCAAGACGCCGGCCACGAAGGACGCGAAGCUGGUUCUGGUCGGCAGUGUACGGGACGAUUCCGAUUCGAAGCGAGUGUAUAAGCUGAGGUUAUUAGCCAAUGAGCUGCAGAUCAAGGACCGCGUAGAGUUCUACCUGGAUGCUUCCUGGCCCGAGAUCUUGGAGUGGCUGAGACGGGCCAGUGUCGGUGUCAACGGGAUGUGGAACGAGCAUUUCGGCAUCGGAGUUGUGGAGUACCAAGCCGCGGGUCUAAUCUCCGUCGUCCACGAUAGCGGUGGACCGAAGCGAGAUAUCGUUACCCCUAUCGAGGGGGAGCCAACAGGUUUCCACGCCACGACAUCAGACGAGUUUGCGGCCGCCUUUGAAUCCGCACUGUCCUUUGAGGACAAACUAUCCAUGCGUCUCCGGGCGCGGCAAUCAGCGAAGCGGUUCACGGAGGAGGAGUUCGUGAAGGGAUGGAUUGCGGUAAUGGAGAAGCUGGUCGAUUUGCGGAUACGGCUGGCGAAGACGAAGGCGAAGGCGAAGCAGUCGUAG
Molecule: messenger RNA, 1713 nt
Organism: Drepanopeziza brunnea f. sp. 'multigermtubi' MB_m1
Lineage: Eukaryota; Fungi; Ascomycota; Leotiomycetes; Helotiales; Drepanopezizaceae
Biological process (GO): protein N-linked glycosylation
Cellular component (GO): endoplasmic reticulum membrane
Molecular function (GO): GDP-Man:Man(3)GlcNAc(2)-PP-Dol alpha-1,2-mannosyltransferase activity
Source: RefSeq, a predicted model, not a curated record